Messenger RNA from Psylliodes chrysocephalus, 2568 nucleotides. Lineage: Eukaryota; Metazoa; Arthropoda; Insecta; Coleoptera; Chrysomelidae. The record is from the annotation of a GenBank genome assembly.
UGUGGGUUCAUGGGCAGUGAUCCGGAGUGCAAACAUUUAGGAGGAGCAGAAGAAGUUUAAAUGAUACUUCAUGGAGGAUACGAAUGGAAGAACUGUACUCUAUUCCAAAUUCAACUGAUAAGGCGUCUGAGCCCUAUCGCGUCUCCAGCAACAGAUCUUCGAUGUCUUCCAGCAGUUCUAAGCAACAGUUUACAACAGUCAGGAUGUACAGGGGCAACAGAGUUGCCAUAAAGAAGGCGCAGAAUAAGAAAAUUGACGUUAAUAAGAAACUAUUGAUGGAAGUUAGACAGAUAAAAGAAAUCAGUCAUGAAAACACUGUACGGUUCAUAGGAGCUUGUUUGGACUGUACUAAUCCUCUGAUAAUCACGGAAUAUUGUCCAAGAGGUAGUUUGAAGGAUGUCUUAGAUAACAAAGACAUUAAGUUGGACUGGAAUUUUAGAAUGUCGUUAGUAAACGAUAUAGUCAAGGGUAUGAUAUAUCUUCAUCAAUCGGAAGUUUCAGUCCAUGGUAAAUUGAGAUCUUGCAACUGCUUAAUAGAUGGGAGAUUUGUUUUAAAAAUAUCUGAUUUUGGACUACAUACAUUGACUACACCCGCAGAAAUUAUCAAAGAUACUGAUUAUUUCAGAAAAUUGCUUUGGGUAGCUCCAGAACUGAUUCCUUUAUCAAAUGAAUCAUCUGUAACACCGACACAAAGAGGGGAUGUGUACAGUUUUGGAAUUAUCCUGGAGGAGAUCAUUUUGCGUGCAGGACCUUUUCAAAUAGCCAGAGAAAUAGAUAAAAUAACCAUAGAAGAUAUUAUUUUGAAAGUAGCUUCAAGAGAAUGUCCUCCGUUCCGUCCAAUUGUGCAAGUCUAUGACUGUCCAGAAAAGCUAACCGAGCUUAUGCAGAUUUCUUGGAGUGAUGUUCCUGAGGAACGACCUCCUUUUCCACAGAUACACCAGCAUUUACGGAAUUUAAUGAAACUAUUCGGUGAAAACAUAAUUGACGAUUUGCUGAUACGGAUGGAACAAUACGCGAACAAUCUCGAAGCUUUGGUCAACGAAAAAACCGAAGAGCUUAGCCAAGAGAAGAGACGUUCCGAAGAACUUCUGUACCAAGUGUUGCCGAGACCGGUGGCCAUGCAGCUGAUGAUAGGCCAAAUUGUUAAACCGGAACAGUUCGAAUGCGUCACUAUUUAUUUUAGUGAUAUAGUUGGGUUCACUAGUUUUUGUGCUAGUGCCACUCCGAUGCAAGUAGUUGAUCUUUUGAACGAGUUAUAUAGUACAUUCGACAAAAUAAUAAAAUUUUACGACGUAUACAAGGUGGAAACCAUUGGAGACGCCUACAUGGUAGUUUCCGGCCUUCCCCAGAGAAACGGAGACAACCACGCCAGAGAAAUAGCCCUGAUGGCUUUGGCCAUUCUGAAUAAAGUCAAAGUGUUCAGUUGCGAACACAUUCCGGACUUCCAACUUCAAGUGAGAAUAGGAAUACAUUCGGGACCAGUGUGUGCUGGUAUCGUCGGUCAUAUAAUGCCGCAUUACUGCCUAUUCGGCGACACAGUAAAUACUGCUAGUAGAAUGGAGAGCACUGGAAUGCCUCAGAAAAUCCACGUCAGCGAGACUACAAGAAUCAUCCUGGAAUCCUUUGGUACCUUCGAGUUGGAGCAUAGAGGUGAAGUGGAGCUGAAAGGAAAGGGUACAGUGACGUCUUAUUGGCUGUUGAAAAGUACAGAGAUUAUAGAUUUUUCAAUAUACAGACAACCGUCGGUUUCUACAGAAACGGAGGCUGCACCUUAUCCAUUGGUAUUUAUGGGACAAACUCCGCCUACUUAAAUUUGGGAUGAUAUGUUGCGUUGUUAGAUUUAGCGCUAUUAAAUAUUAAAAUAAUUACAGUUUAUUAUACUCUGUUUUCCAGCAAUGCUAACUGACAGAAAUUGAUGUCAUUAGUGCAUCUUUAUCGAAAUGAAUAAUACGUUCAAGAGUUUAUCCACUUCUUCACAUCUUUAAGGUUAGUUUAACGUGUUUUUUUUUUUUAGUUUUCAUGCAAAGAUAAUUCAGAGAAAUUAAUAAUAGUUACUAUUUUAAUUUGCUUUGCUAGCGAACACAGUAUAAGUAAUUACAUUCAAAAUUAUUGUUGCAUUUCUGGUAACAGGAAUUUCGUUUAUUAAAAGUUGAGUCAAUUCCAUAUCAAAGUUUUCGAAUAUUUAUCGAAUAAACCUCGUAUAUCCAAUCCAAAUAUGCAUUGUUUCCGCAAAAUAUAUACUAGAAUAAUAUUUUUGUAAUAAAUGUCUAUUUUAAUAGAGUUAGAUGCGGAUAUUUUUGUAUUUAUAGAAUUUAUUGAAAUGUACAUAUCUAUAUUGAAUUUACUGAAUUACAUGUGAAUUCAAAGUGAUAUAGAAAUAUUUUUUAUUAGAGUUUUAAUUGUUACUACCCCAAUCGGUAUAAUAAGCUUACAAAUAGACGGUAGAAAUGAUAUUUUAAUUGUUCUUAAAAAAUUAUAGAUUGAUUAUUUUCAUACUCAAAUGAUUUAUUGUAUAUGAUAGUUAGAAUGCUUAAUAAUAUAUCUAAAGUGUUGUUAAUGGGAAUGAGA